CCACAAGCUUCGAAGAAGAAAGAAACAAAGGUCCUCGCAUCUCCCCCUCUCACUACAAGAGCACAAGAGCACCAUGGGAUCCCUUUUAGACGAAAAGACAAUGGUAUUGACCCAAGCCGAGAUCCGAUGGGCGUGGGCAAUCAAACAUGCAAUCAAAGAUUCCAACGAUAAGAGUAGCCAAAACGACAAAGGCGACAAAAGUAGACCGUUUCUCAAGGAAGUUUCCGACUACGAGCUUGCCCAUUUGGCCAUGGUGACUCACGGAGAUGUGGACGAUGCCUUGGAACGGGUGGAAAAGAUUCAAUAUUUCAAAGAAGAGUAUCGAAUAAGCGAUUCAGCAGAAGAGGGAAUGUUCCUCUUGGAAGCUCUGCAACGCCAGCAGCCCUGGUUUGUCGUCAACCUGGAGUACUGUAAGGAGCAUGGGCACUUUACUCAAGUGUACGACUACGCCAAAUUGAAUCCAGCCGCUGUAGACUACCCGAAUGACUGGAGGGUGUGGCUGGGUGGUCUGUAUUACAUUGGAAUGGUGUGCCAUUCCAACCUCUUGGCAUGUCGGGAGGGAGUGGUCGUUAUUGGAGAAUGCGAAGGGAUGGAAUACCGAAACUUUAGUGUCGAAUUACUGCGACGGACAUGGUAUCAUUUGGUGGAAUUCUCUCCGCAUAUUUACAAGGAAUAUACCUGGCUGCACACACCCAUGGUGGGAAAUCUACAACAAUCCUUUGUCAAUUCACUCAUGAGUCCUACAUUUGGUGACAGUCGCAUUCUGGUGGGGUGUCAAUUCACGGGAUACGAGGGGCGACUCGAUGAAUUGUUCAAAUGUCCCACCGAGGAAGCGGCUCUGGCACGGCUCAUGGACACUUGCUUCGCGAGCUUGACGCGAUUUCGCCCAGGAACCAAAUGCCCGUUGGCCGAUUUCGCCAUGGUUCAAGCGCUCCCCUUAUUCAUGGGUGGUGUCCUGUUGGCGACUGCAACGGGAAGAAAGGCAGGCGUCUACACUACUGUAUGCCUGUGUCAGCAAAGCCAUGUGUUGAAAAUGCCGUCCUAG
Messenger RNA from Seminavis robusta, 1045 nucleotides. The record is from the annotation of a GenBank genome assembly. Lineage: Eukaryota; Bacillariophyta; Bacillariophyceae; Naviculales; Naviculaceae.